Molecule: messenger RNA, 531 nt
Organism: Hydractinia symbiolongicarpus
Lineage: Eukaryota; Metazoa; Cnidaria; Hydrozoa; Anthoathecata; Hydractiniidae
Product: epithelial membrane protein 2-like
Exons: 1
Coding region: 1-531 (176 amino acids)
Biological process (GO): cell-cell adhesion
Cellular component (GO): membrane; cell-cell junction
Source: RefSeq, a predicted model, not a curated record
AUGGGACGUGUGACAAAGUACGAUGUUUUUUUGUUAUCAUUUAUAUUUGCAAGUUUUGCAUCGACAAUGACAUCAUUAUGUAGUAGAUUUUGGUAUGUUUCGGACGCCACAAAGAAUAUCGUUACACGCUCUAAACAUAGAGGAUUAUGGGAAAUCUGUUUUCAUAUCAGGACGAUUUUUUCAACAAUUGAUUGCGAAUUGAUACUCCCAACUGGUAAAAAUAUUGCAGCAAGAAUUCUUAUUCUUCUUACGUGCUUAAUUUUGGUCAUUAGCGUCAUAUUAACCAUUAUUAAAGUACGCAAAAACACCUUAAAGAUAACAACCGCCAUUGUUAUAAUGCUUGCUGUGGCUGCUUUAUUAAUGUUGAUAGCGAUGGUAACUGCUACUUUUAUGCCACCCGAAACUAGUUCAUAUGGCUGGGGCUACAUCCUUGGUUGGGUAGGUUUCGCUGUAACAUUAUCAACUGCAUUAAUUGGAAAGAUUUUCCAGCCCAGAGACGUCAGUUCCAACGAUAUAAACUGCAACUUGUAA